AAAAUAAAAAGAAAAAAUGGAACCACAUCCAAACGCGGCCUCCAUGCUCAGAAGGAGCAUUACACCUUCUCCACCGCCAUUACUGUCCCUCAGUACGAGGAUGCUGUCGCCGUCACCACCAUCACCGUCUUCUUCCGCCGCCGCCCCCUCCUCCGAAUCGAAACUACCCUUCUCUUCUCGAAACCCCAAAUCCUCAUUCCCUCACUUCCCUCUCUUCUCCAACGCUCACUCUCUUCAAAGCAUGACUCUCUCCAAGUGCUUCUCUCAUUCUGGACCCGCCAAUCCCAUCCCCAUUUCGGGCACACCCGAACCCGAAUCUGCUCACUCUCUUGUCGUGGUUUCCUUCUACAAGUUCGCGGAUUUCCCUGACCAUGCCCUUAUGCGAAACCCCUUGAAGCAACUCUGUGAAAAACUGCGUGUUUCAGGUGGUAUUAUUCUUGCUCCUGAAGGGAUCAAUGGCAGCAUAUGUGGCACGCGGGAGGCGGUGGAGGAAGUUCUUGCAUUUGUGCAAAGUGAUGAUCGUUUGAAGGGGCUAAGACGUCUUGAAUCGCCGGUCAGUCCUGAGGAGGAAGCCAUCCAUAGUGGUCAACAUGGACAUAGUGCCAGUUCUCCUCUUGCUGCAGGGGAAGAUGCACCCUUUCGAUGGGAUCAUGUCAGGGUUAAGUUGAAGAAAGAGAUUGUCACACUUGGGAUGCCUGCCGUAUCACCUAUUGAAAAGGUUGGAAAGUAUGUCAGCCCAAAAGAAUGGAAUGAUUUGAUUAGCGAUCCAGAUACAGUGGUAAUUGAUGUGCGGAAUAAUUACGAAACCAGAAUAGGAAAGUUUAAAGGAGCAGUUGAUCCGUGUACUACAUCAUUCCGUGAAUUCCCAUCUUGGGUGGAGGAGCGCUUCCAGAUUAACAGAACAGAUGCUGAGCAUCCGAAAGUUAAUGUAAACAAUGCAGCUGAAGAUGCUGAAAAAGAAAUGGAGAAUCCAAAACAACAUCUGCCACGUAUUGCAAUGUAUUGCACUGGAGGUAUUCGAUGUGAGAAAGCUUCAAGUCUACUUCUCAGCAAUGGUUUUAAAGAGGUUUAUCAUCUAGAAGGUGGAAUUCUCAAAUAUCUGGAGGAGGUUCCAGAGACUCAGAGCCUUUGGGAGGGAGAGUGCUUUGUUUUUGACAAGCGAGUUUCUGUGGAGCAUGGUUUGGUUCAAGGAAAUUUCAAGCUCUGCUAUGGUUGUAAGCAGCCUGUGAGUGAUGUUGACAUGGAAGCCCCUGAAUAUGAAUAUGGAGUCUCUUGUCCUUACUGUUUUGCACUGAAAUCAGAUGAAGAGAAGGAGAGGGCUCGAGCGCGACAACAACAGUUUGAGAGAUGGGGAAUCAUAGGUGGUCCAGAUAAGGGUCGCCGGCCGGCAGCACGUGAAUCGGAUAGUGCUAGCAGGAAACCAAACCAGCUUUCACGUUCUGUUUAAAGCAGUCAGGCAAGGAAAAUUAAGUGUUUCUUUCAGUAUCUGUUUUGGACAAAAGUUUACCCUUCUCUUUAGUCCUGCUCCCCACUUUAAUGUGUCCGGCGUGCUUGGAACUAGAGAUGUAUGUUUAACUUUGAAUAUGAUUAGUUGUUAUAGGAACCUUUUGGUGUCCAGUUUCUUGAGAAAAGAUCACCACUUUUGACAUUCCAUGACUAUUGAAACCUGAAAGAAAUUCUAUUAAUACAUUUUUCGGCACUUUCUUCAUUAUUGAAUGAAA
This is a messenger RNA of Lotus japonicus, 1721 nucleotides long. RefSeq names its product rhodanese-like domain-containing protein 7. The coding region runs from base 17 to 1447 and encodes 476 amino acids. The record is from RefSeq and is a predicted model, not a curated record. The transcript is spliced from 5 exons. Lineage: Eukaryota; Viridiplantae; Streptophyta; Magnoliopsida; Fabales; Fabaceae.